CUUCCCCUUGCCAAACAUAGCUUUUAUGUCCUACUCCAUAUUCAAAGUCGCACUCAGCUGCUUCACUUCCCAUUGCAAUGGAAACAAUGGUGUAUUCACUCUGCGAGCCUCACCAUUUCUCUCCCAACUUCGGGGUUCCAUCCUUAAACCUUAAGUCCAGUGUUAAGCUCGCUCAGCCUUCAAAGCUCAGCUCCUUUGGGACGCAACGGAGCUCUCCGAAGCUAGGGUUUCGGCCUUGCCCGCGCGUGUUCGCGUCGUCUUCGACUGUUGAAAAAGAAGGAGAGAAAGAGAAAGAUAAAGAGGGUUCGGGCUCUGUCACUCCCGUCUACGUGCCCACGCCUCCCAAUCGAGAGCUUCGAACCCCUCACAGCGGGUACCAUUUUGAUGGAAGUACCAGGAAGUUUUUUGAGGGUUGGUACUUCAAGGUGUCGAUCCCAGAACGGAGGCAGAGCUUCUGCUUUAUGUAUUCUGUGGAGAAUCCUGCAUUCUCUAAGAAAUUAACGGCAUUUGAAGUGGCACAGCAUGGACCAAGAUAUACUGGAGUUGGGGCUCAAAUUCUUGGCGCUAAUGACAAGUAUAUUUGUCAAUACUCUGAGGAGUCGCAGAACUUUUGGGGAAGUAGGCAUGAGCUAAUACUGGGGAAUACCUUUAUUGCUGAAAAGGAAUUGAAGCCUCCAAACAAGGAGGUCCCUCCUCAGGAAUUCAGUAAAAGAGUGCUGGAAGGUUUCCAAGUCAGCCCACUUUGGCAUCAAGGUUUCAUUCGUGAUGAUGGCAGGUCAAAUUAUGUGGAUACUGUGAAGACUGCACGUUGGGAGUACAGUACCCAUCCUACCUAUGGCUGGGGCAAUGUCGGGUCCAAACAGAUGUCCACUGCAGGCUGGCUUGCAGCUUUUCCUGUAUUUGAACCCCAUUGGCAAAUAUGCAUGGCUGGUGGACUGUCAACAGGUUGGAUAGAGUGGGAUGGUGAAAGGUUUGAGUUUCAAAAUGCCCCUUCAUAUUCCGAAAAGAACUGGGGUGGAGCAUUCCCAAGAAAAUGGUUUUGGGUACAGUGUAAUGUAUUUGAAGGUGCUAGUGGAGAAGUUGCUCUCACUGCAGCUGGUGGGUUGAGGCAACUACCUGGACUGACACAGAAUUUUGAAAAUGCUGCAUUGGUUGGAGUUCACUAUGAUGGAAUUUUCUAUGAAUUUGUGCCAUGGAAUGGUGGUGUUAGUUGGGAAAUUGCUCCUUGGGGUUACUGGUACAUGGCUGGGGAAAAUCAGACGCAUAAGGUUGAAUUAGAGGUAACAACAAAGGAUCCUGGUACAACAUUGCGUGCUCCGACAUCAGAAGCUGGUCUUGCUCCUGCUUGUAAAGAUUCUUGUUUUGGUGAGCUAAGAUUGCGAAUUUGGGAACGAAGAUAUGAUGGCAGUAAAGGGAAGAUGAUAUUGGAUGUUACAAGUAACAUGGCAGCAGUAGAAGUCGGAGGGGGACCAUGGUUCAACACUUGGAAGGGUGAGACCUCUACGCCGGAGCUCCUUAGUAGAGCUCUUAAUGUUCCCAUUGAUGUGGAGGGGAUUUUUGGUUUUACCCCAUUAUUUAAACCCCCCGGUCUAUAACAACACCAAGUAUGGCUGCAACAAUGGCUCACGAUCUUGCGUCGCAUUUGGAUAAGGGUAAUUUUUCAGGUUUUCCAAUCCUAAAAGAUUAUCACGGUUGGGGAAUUCAGAUGCCCGUAGGAAUUGAGAUUCCUCUUAACUCUUUUUUUUACUUGAAUUUAUGUUUCUUUUAAAGAGGUGGGAAUCUACAUUAAUUGGCUUUAGGAAAGGGUUUUUUUUUUUUUUUGUUGGGGUGGGGGUACAAAAAUGCCCAUUAAACUUUUUUUCUUUUUUUUUUUUUUUUCAUGGAAAAUGAUUACUUUCCUUUUCUGGGCUAAAGACAGACGUCUUUUUUUUUUUUUUUUUUCAAUCUCCAAACCAUAUAGAAAGUAAAUUUGUGAUAUUACUAUUUUGCUUCUCUCUCU
Corylus avellana is the source of this 1999-nucleotide messenger RNA. The record is from RefSeq and is a predicted model, not a curated record. NCBI's taxonomy places the organism in Eukaryota, Viridiplantae, Streptophyta, Magnoliopsida, Fagales, Betulaceae.